This is a messenger RNA of Botrytis fragariae, 3030 nucleotides long. RefSeq names its product putative involucrin repeat protein. The record is from RefSeq and is a predicted model, not a curated record. The coding region runs from base 1 to 3030 and encodes 1009 amino acids. The transcript has 4 exons. Lineage: Eukaryota; Fungi; Ascomycota; Leotiomycetes; Helotiales; Sclerotiniaceae.
AUGCCUAGUAGAGGGGAGAGAGAACCGCGGAAGCAUAGGAGUAGGACGAGUCAAGAUUUGGGUUAUGGAGGGUAUGAUGGACAACAGGGAGAUGAUUAUGAGGGUGGAUAUGGAAAUGAUUAUGGGCAGGAGAGAACGAGAGACAAGGAUAGGAAGGAGAAUAGAAGAUCGAGGGGUUAUGAUGAUGGGCUCGUGAAGGAGAAGAGCGCUGCGGCUGGAAGAAGAUAUGAUGUCCAGGCUCCUGAUGCUUCGAUCGUUUUGGAAGGCUACAGGGCGGAUAUUUUGAAUGGGUUUGAGGAGCCACAGGCGCGGUACAAUCCGGCAAAUACGGCGCAUCCGCAAAGCUCUAUGUUACUCAAUAUCAACGAUCCUAUACAAGUACAUUUGUUAGUGGAGACAGCGUUAUGGGAUGCGAAGGAAUAUGAAAUUCUGUCCCCAGAAGAAGUUGACGACCUGAAGAAACAAUGCCAGUCCCUGAACCAACGAAUCCAAACUGCGCGACAAAACUUGGUGGUCCACUCGAAAUAUCGCGAUGCGGCUCGUUCUAUGACAAAAUUAUAUCCGGAUAAGAAGAAGAGUGUGGAUUUGAAUGAUGCCAAUAAACAAAAACGCGGUAUAUUUGGAAAUAGGAAUAGAAGCAAUAGCGACCAGGUUCGGGAUGCUGAUAUAGAGCGUGCGGAUAGUGAAAAGAAAUGUGAAGACCUGGCAGCCGAGUUAUGGUCUCUUGAAAAGCGGUUGGUUGAACCGGAGCAUCGAUUACUGAAGCACACAGCGGGUAUUCUUCAGAUGACGCAUAAGGGUCCGAAGAGAGACCCCGGGGGUGAUGAUUCUCGUCAAGGUGUGAUCGAGGAUGAAUUUGAUGAAAGGAGCUUGUACCGGCAAUUGGAUCCUUUGGAUAUAUCUUUCGGUGCUUUUGGCAUGAAUCAGACAUUGGAAACGCCGUCUACAGAAAGGUCAAAAGAGCAUAUGCAACUCAUUACAACUACUGAACAGAAAUUGGAAGAUCUUAAUUCUGCUUUGAGAGAAGUAAUUAUCAAGGCCAAUCCUGACCAUGAUGCAAGCCAAAAUCCAGUGCCACUUGCAAGAACCAACGCUCAAGGAAAACCAACACAACCUGGAGAAACUCUACAAAGUCAUCUUGAUUACUUGGAGAAGGGCAUCGCUGCUCUUGAUCUAGAGUAUACUGCUUCCAAACGACAAGCAGAUGAGUUAAAUGCUUCUAUGGAAGACACUUUGGAAGAGUUGAAUCGCGAGGUUAGGGGUCUUCUUUCCCCUACACACCCAGAGUUACAAGAGCCACCAGCAAUUACCGGACAACAAACUGGCUUGAGGGAGCAAUUGUAUUAUUUCCAGGAUAUUAUUGCUUCAGUAGAAGAGGAGCUUACGAAAGCUGCUGAAAUAGUUGCCAAUCCUCCGGUCAAUAAGAGUAAAUCUGGAGAUAGUGAUCAAAUGGAAGCCGUGCUCAUGGGUUUGUGGGAUAUCAUACAAUCUGGAGAGGAAGAAAUUCGAAAACAGAAGCAGGAGCGGAGACAAAACCGUGCGGCGAAUGGUCGUGUUCCUCAGGAUGAUUCUGAUACUGGUUCUGAGAUGGGUGAUCCAAAUGAGCCCUUUACACUCCAAUCGUUCUCUGCCAAGGUGCAGUGGCUGUAUUCUUCGGCUACUAAAUUAAAGGAGCAUAAGAAGGUUCUUCAAAGACAAAUCAAACAACAGCGAGAACUGAAUAACAAAUCCGAUGCUCAGAAGGAUGCCGAGCUUGUAAGCAAGCAAGAAGAGCUUGACAAGACUACAGGUCUUCUCGAGAGGACAGAACGCAAUGCUGCUGAUCUUCAAGAACAACUCAGUAACGUCAUGACUGAAUUGAUGAAAGCUAGGCAAGCAGAUAAGAUGGAUACCGAGGCGCAGGCUAAGGAUUCCGUUGCCCUUCGAGAAUUACAAGAACAGCUUGCCGAAUCCCGUCGUCUACAUGAGGAUGAGCUUACCAAUUCUCAUCGUGAAGCUUCGGAGCGAAUUGCAAGUCUUACUGAUGCGCAUCGUGAUUCACAAGAACAACUUGCAAUUGCGGCUCGUGAUUCGCAGGAACGAAUUGCUGGUCUGGCAACUACUAAUCGAAAUCUCGAGGAUCAGCUCGCUGCUGCCAACAAAAAGAUUGAUGAAUUGGAAAGUGAACUCCGGGAACUCAAAGACGAUAACGGUAUUAAUAGUGCCGAUGUGACAAGCAAGUUGAGUGGACAUGAAGCUAGAAUUGCGGAGUUGUCAACUGCUGUAGCUGCUGCUGCCACGACUAGAGUCGCUCAGGAGAAUUCUCUCAGAGAAAAGGAUAGAUUACUGGCGGAGAAAGAGAAGGAGGUGGAAGAUAUCAGUAUGAAGGUUGCAGAAUUGCAAACGGAAGUUGUCAUUGCGAGAGCAGAACUCGAUGGUGCAUAUGGCUCACGAGCUCAGCGUGCUGCAGAAGUUGCUUCGAAUCCAGUCAUUCAGAAGGAAAUCGAUGCUAUGACAAACAAGAAUAAGGCGUUGCAAGAACAAAUGGAUGCACUUCAUAAUAAAAAUUUCAUGCUUCAAGGCGAGAUUGCGGAACUCCAAGCAGCCAGAUCUCCGGGCCCAACAGCGAAUAGCGCGGAGGCGGAGGCGAAGCUUAAAGAACUUAAAAAGGAGCUUGAAGAGACGAUAGAAGAGUAUGAAAUUAUGACUAAAGCGUCGAUUGAAUGGGAAAAAGAGAGAGAGAAGUUGGAAGCGGAUAUUGAUAAACUGAGGGAUGAGAGGGAAAAUCUUGAGAGUCAGUUAAGUGAUGAGAAGGUUAGGAAUUUGGGGAUGAGGAGUCCUGGGGAUGGAAGCGUGACGCCGACUAUGAAUAAUACGAGCACGACGGUGCUGAAGAAUGAGUUUAAGAAGAUGAUGAGGGAUUCGAGGGCGGAGGGGCUGAGGGCUUUGAGGGCUGAACAAACGGAACGAAGAAGAAUUGAGGAAGAAUUGAGAGCAAUCAAAAAGGCGCAGGGUCCGGGUAGAUCGCGCUUGAGUCAAAGUGUUUCUUGA